Molecule: messenger RNA, 384 nt
Organism: Colletotrichum paranaense
Lineage: Eukaryota; Fungi; Ascomycota; Sordariomycetes; Glomerellales; Glomerellaceae
Exons: 1
Coding region: 1-384 (127 amino acids)
Source: RefSeq, a predicted model, not a curated record
AUGGGAAUCGCAACGAGUCUGAAACUCAACCGAUUAGAGCCCGAUGACCUCUCCAUCGAACCACCUCUCUCAAACAUCUGCCGACGCGCUCCCCACAAGGUCUCCGUGCUGUCCUUCAUGGAGGACCUCUCACUCUUCGCCAUGCUGACCAUCACCGCCAACGCCCUCGCCCUCGCAAAGGACGACCUCGCUAUCAACCUCACCAUAGGCCCUCGCCUCCCACGCCCACUACGCCCUGGGGCGGCUCCGCGUUCCGGGCCGAGCGCGUGCUCAACGAGCUCGCCCACGUCGCAGCCGAGACCGUUUCGCGCCGUGCCACGGAGGCUGAGGGGGUUUAGCGCGAUAGGAAGAUCAUCAGCAGCCGUGCUGGAAGGGCGAUGUUGA